UAUAUGGCGGUUUAAUUUGGUUAUUUGGCAUUAUUUACAUCGUUUAUAUGAAGUUUCAAGCAAAAGAUUCGCAGACGGAACUAUUAAUGGUGUUUCCCGAAGCGCCGCGGACGACCUUUGCUGCGACACCGCGACUCGUGCGUUCCUGCUGGAAUAAACGCUAGAAACUCGGACAAAAGAAAACAGUAGUUGAAAACAACGCGGGGCAUGUCGUGUUUGGGAUCGGCCUGAGCUGUGCUCCAUGACAGAAGCCGUGUUUCAGGCGCCUAAACGGCGGACGAAGGUGCACGAGCGGUUUGAAGCUCCGCUGCCGGUGUCUCUGGAUGAAGGGCACGUCGUCUUCAGAGCAGAAAUCCUCGCGCAUCAUGUCAUAGUCACAGAUCCUGCUCACAUACUGCUUCUCUAUCAGAGGGGCUUCUUCGGUAAAGGAGUGUUCUCCAGGUCCAGACCCGAGCACGUGAUCUCUCCCCGGUGGAAGUACGCUGGAGACAGAUGUGUGCCUGUCAUCUCCUCAAAAGAGUACCAGAAGCGUCUCGGCUGGGCGCGAGCGGCUCUUCAGACGCAGGGCCUGGAGGACGAGUCCGUCGCCCGAGCCUUAGAGACGCUCGCUAAACCAGUGGAGCUGAGCUCUGAGGGCCGGGCGCCUGAGCAGAGCGGGGCCGGCUCUGAUCCUGGAGAAGAGGAGGUGAGGACACCCGAGGAAGACGCUUCUCACUAUGUCCUGGUGGAGCUCUCUGAAGACGAGGAGCGGAGCAGGUCGGAGCUCAGAAUAAACCCUUUCACCCUGAUGGAGUAUCUGCAGCUGAGUUAUGAAGAAGCCUUCUUUCUGGUGUACGCUCUCGGCUGUUUGUCGGUGUGUUACGGCGGGGAAGCCCUGUCGGUCACGCAGGUUUGGACCAUGUUUCGCUCGCUGCAGCCCAACUUCUCCAGCUCCUACGCGGCCUAUCACUACUUCCGCAGUAAAGGCUGGGUGCCCAAGUCUGGCAUUAAAUACGGAACGGACUUGAUGCUCUACCGGAAAGGACCGCCGUUUUAUCAUGCAAGUUACUCGGUGGUGGUGGACCGGUGUGACGAGUCUCUGCGGCCCUUCAGCUGGAAAUCCCUGGCUGCUCUCUGCAGAAUCACCGGAAACGUCUCGAAGGAGCUGAUGCUGUGUUCGGUCCUCACUCCGUCAGACGUGACCGAGGACCUGCUGUCGUCUCCGGAGUGUCUGAAGCGUUUCUCCGUGCAGGAGGUCAUCGUGAGCAGAUGGGUCUCCUCGAGAGAACGAACCGAGCAGGAGGAAAUCUAACAUUCCUUUUCCAUGUUUAUUUUGCUUCACAAGAUUGAGCUGCUAUUUAUUUUUCCUUGCUAAUGUUCGAAGAGUGCACGCAAAGAGCCAAAGAGUGUUCAGUAAUAAAGACACACACACGAGAGAAGAGCGGUGUUGUGUUUUCUCACGAACCGUCGAGUCAUUGUGAAGAAAACGGGGCUAAAUCAUAUUCUGCAUUUUUAUGGAAACAGGGUUUCUUAAUAAAACGGGCUUGACUUUCUAACACUA
Messenger RNA from Puntigrus tetrazona (Sumatra barb), 1540 nucleotides. It is a transcript of the gene tsen2, whose product is annotated as TSEN2 tRNA splicing endonuclease subunit. Gene Ontology annotation, cellular component: tRNA-intron endonuclease complex. NCBI's taxonomy places the organism in Eukaryota, Metazoa, Chordata, Actinopteri, Cypriniformes, Cyprinidae. The transcript has 11 exons. Gene Ontology annotation, biological process: tRNA splicing, via endonucleolytic cleavage and ligation; tRNA-type intron splice site recognition and cleavage. The record is from RefSeq and is a predicted model, not a curated record. The coding region runs from base 242 to 1291 and encodes 349 amino acids. Gene Ontology annotation, molecular function: nucleic acid binding; tRNA-intron lyase activity.